UUGAUGAACACGUCACAAUUUGUAGAUGGGAAGAUCUGAUUGGUUCGAGAAUUCGAAACUUCUUUUAAUAGGAAUAUAAUAUCAAAAUAUAAACAAAUUAAAAAUAGCAUUUACGAGCAGUCUUUAAGGUCGGAUCUACAAUAGGUGUAAUUGUAGAUCCGGGUUAACGUGCGUACCUUAUUGUAAUUAGUCAACAAUUAUUACUGUGAAAGCGAACGUUUUUCGGACCCUUUCUUUGGACCAUCUUCAAGAAUACAGUAUUUUUCUCUUCUUUUACCUCUUUCGGAAAAAGGCAUGACAGAUUUCCUAACCUUCACAAGUGGCAUCUUUGUUUAGGAGACGCUAUCAGUGCUAACAGCAUCGCUCUAUCUUUAUUACUUACCGAAAGUUGAACAAGGACAGAACGUAGUGCUAAAAGCAUGCUUCUUGAACCUAGCCUUUAACGCUUAAUAACUCUUUUUACACUAUCAAGCAACAAUUUUUACUUUUCAAAUCUUUGCUUUUAUGCAAAGACAUCGAUUAAAUGCAUUUAUCAAAAUUUAAAUAGAACAGGUGAAACUAAACAUUUACAUCAAAGAUUCUAGUCGCUUAAAAAAUGCCUGUUAUUGUCGAAAAAUCUGCAACUGUGUAUAAUCAAAAGGAUCAUGAAACGUCACAAAGUUCCUUACUUCAGAAUCAUCGAGUACAAAAAGUAGUUGAAUCUCUCAAUCAUGAAGUUUCAGAUAUUAUUCCUACUACAGUCAUAGGAAUUAAAGUAACGAGUAUACAAAAUCCACACAUUAUAAGAGUUUAUGAAAUUAAACAGUAUGCAGACAAACUUGAUAGAAUUCAAAGAAAAUUGUUGAGUUUCAUGAAAACUGAAGAUUUUUUGAAAGAGAAACAUAAUGUAGAAAAUCCUAAAGUUGGUGAUACAGUUCUUAUACAAAGUAGUCAAUGUACGAGUGAGGUGGAGUUACCAUCAUUUGUUUGCCGAGGUUUAAUAACGCACAUUAAAAAAGAAAACGAGAUAUUAUAUUAUAUUCUUUUGGUGGAUCAUGGUACUGGCAUAGAAUUAACUAGGGAUCAAUUUUGUGUGGUGCCAUAUAACUUUAUUCCUGAAGAAUAUUUAACAAAAACUAUCGGUGUGUAUAAUAUUUUGCCAAUUCGCAUGAAAAAGGAUGUUUCAAGUGAUUUCAAUAAUUCAAACUCUGCAGCAAUUGUUGUACCAGAAUGGAGCGAAGAAGCAAUUCAAUAUGCCAAAGAUUUGUUGCAUGGAUCUAAAGUCAUAUACUUUAACCAUUUAAUCACGGAUGAGAAGAAUGGAAGAGAAUAUGGGGAAUUUUAUAUUACCUUUGAUAAUGUUGAUAUCAUACCGUUAAGUGAAGCUUUAACUAUUAAUUAUUAUGCAAUUUACAUGAAAGAAGAUUUAUUACAACUUUUUGAAAACUAUACUCAUUCUAAGGAGAAUAUAAAAGAUCACAUUAUACAUAUAAAGUUUUCACAUAAUAGAAGAAAUAGAAAUAAUGCAAUACAAAUUGUUAAUCAUGCACAAAAAAAUUAUCCCCUUAGAGAAUUAUAUCUAAGUGAGAAAGUUUUGAUACAGAGCACAAUAAACUGUGGGAUUUUAAGUGAUGUUAGAGAUCUUGGAUAUCCUAAAGGAAUACAUGAGGGUUGGAAUGAAUAUAUCAAAUCUUCGAGACCAAGAAAGCUUCAGUCAUAUAUAUGGCCAGCUAUAAAUAAUGGUUUAAAUGUUGUAGCUAUUGGAUCAUCGCAAUGUGGUAAAACUAGUGGAUGUGUAAUGGCUGUUUGUGGUCUAGUAGCUAUGCGUCAAAAUGAAGUAUCAUAUAGCGCAACUCGUCCACUAGCAUUAAUUCUGUGCUCCUCGUCUCUUGACGUAAUCAGUGUUCACUCAAUGUGCAUGUCAUUCCUGCGUUCUUUUGACAAUAUAAAUGCUGUACCAGCAUUUAAUGGCAUGACGUUUAUAUCAGUGGCGGCAUCCAUUUAUAAAGGAUGUCAAAUCCUAGUAGCUACACCGCGAUAUCUAGCUCGAUUCUUGAACGAAAAUAAAAAUUUACUGUCAUUUGACAAUCUCUGUUAUUUAGUUUUGGACAAUGCUGAUACAAUUUUAAAUAACUAUUACGAUUCGAUAGGAGAACUGUUUAAGAAACAUAACAUCAUCAAAAAUCGUGAAGCACAACAUAAUAAAUUAUUACAAAUAAUAAUUACGGGAACAACAUGGACACGUGACAUGAAGAAAUUUAUUUUGUAUGCAAUGUAUAAUCCGUUUAUAUGCAUAGCAUCAUUCCUAGAAGCCAUUAUCUUUAAAUCUGUGCAUCCACAACUAUAUAUUUUGAAAUCUAUAUAUAAAAACCAAAAAAUAUCAGAUAUGAUAAAAGAUGAUUAUAUUACAUUGAAAACAAUGAUAGUAUGUAUAAAUGCCGAAGAAGCCGAAGAGUUAAAUGCCUUUUUACUUUCGACAAAAAAAACUCUGCUAAUUCACGAAAAGAUGAAAUCAUCUGAUAUACGAGCUUUACAAGAAAAUUGGAAAGCAUGUGUACGUGGUUUAUAUCCAGUACUUAUAUGUACUGAUGCAGUUCUAUCUGACUUAAAUUGUACUAAUAUUCAAUGGCUGAUACACCAUUCUGUACAGUUAAAAUUAAAAAAUCUAUUCAAUUAUAGAUUCUCUGUACUUUUAGAUAAUUUGACACAGGAUGCCACAAAUUGUAAAUUUAGUAUACUUAUCGAUGAAAACAAUAAUCUACAAUUUCCGAGUUUAAUAAGAAUGAUGCAACGGAUGAAAGUUGUGAUAUCUUCAGACUUGUUGGAUAAAAGUGAUCAAAUAGCAAUUACGUUAGAGAAGGAUAAAAAAGAGUAUGCUAUAUGUGAUAAUGUGAAAUCGUUUGGCUUCUGCCGUGAGAAAAACGUUUGCGUAUUCAGGCAUUAUAUGCUUCCUAAAAUUGAUGCACCAAUGACAAACAUACAGAUAAAUGAUAAGGUGAUGUUGAUGCUGAUGUAUGUUCACGAUACGACACAUUUCUCUGCAAGAAUAAUUGAACACAUGCCACAAUCGAAUGAGUCAAAGCAAAUAAAAUUUUUUGACACAGAGUAUAUGAAAAUUGCAUUUAAAAUACAAGAAUAUUAUCAAAAUGUCGAAAAUAGAAAAGUAUGUAUCUCGACGAAUGUAGGUGAUAUCUGUGGUCUAGAGGAAUCUAUCGACACAUUUAAACGAGUACAAAUUAUGCGCAUUAGAAAUGAUAAAAAUAUUUCUGAAGAUAAAGUGAAGUUUGUGGAUGUGAGAUGCAUUGAUAGUGGUAUUAUACAUGAACAUGUUAAUGUAUGCAAAUUAAUGCAUAUUCCAGAGGAAUUAUCAAAUCUUCCAACACAUAUUGUUGAAAUAUUUUUAGUUGGUAUAGAACCACAUGAUAAAGAAUAUAUGUGGAAUUAUUAUACUAAUCAAGCAGUUCAUGAAUGGUUCGAAAAAAAUUUCGAUGAAAGGUCUUAUAUUAUUGGGAAAGUUUGUCUUCAUCUUGGAAAUACAAUAUGGUUAGAUGAUCUCCAAAUUGGAACAAAAUUGCUUGGCUACUCUGACAUAAUAGGAUCUUCUUUGAAAAAGGAACUUCUAGUUAAAAAUUUUGCUAUUUUGAAUGAAAAUCACAUACCAGACCUGUUUAAACUUUGCAAGAACAGUGGUUUGAUAGAAACCAAUGGGCAUGACAUUAAUGUAAUGCCUAAAUAAAGUAUGGCUUUUUUGCUAUCAUUUGUAUUUGUUAUAUUUGUAUAUUUACAAAACCACAUAAUAACAUUUAAGAAAAUUAAACCUCUUGAUAUACACUUGUAAGAAAAAAAUUGAUACAUUUGAUAUAUUUCUGCUUUUAAUAUUUUUGAUAUAUUUCUGCUUUUAAUAUUUUAAUAUUUUUAUUUUGUACUUUUGAUACUUUUGUUAACUUUUUUGGGACUAUUGUACUUAAUGAACUAUGUGAAUAAAAGUGAAUCAUUAAUUUCUCAACAGAA
This is a messenger RNA of Formica exsecta, 3990 nucleotides long. It is a transcript of the gene BoYb, whose product is annotated as putative ATP-dependent RNA helicase TDRD12. Gene Ontology annotation, molecular function: ATP binding; nucleic acid binding. Bases 596 to 3715 code for a protein of 1039 amino acids. The record is from RefSeq and is a predicted model, not a curated record. The transcript is spliced from 20 exons. Gene Ontology annotation, biological process: germ-line stem cell division; transposable element silencing. Lineage: Eukaryota; Metazoa; Arthropoda; Insecta; Hymenoptera; Formicidae.